This is a messenger RNA of Melitaea cinxia (Glanville fritillary), 1384 nucleotides long. RefSeq names its product cAMP-dependent protein kinase catalytic subunit 1 (gene Pka-C1). The coding region runs from base 323 to 1384 and encodes 353 amino acids. The record is from RefSeq and is a predicted model, not a curated record. Gene Ontology annotation, biological process: peptidyl-serine phosphorylation. Gene Ontology annotation, molecular function: ATP binding; cAMP-dependent protein kinase activity. Lineage: Eukaryota; Metazoa; Arthropoda; Insecta; Lepidoptera; Nymphalidae. The transcript has a single exon. Gene Ontology annotation, cellular component: cAMP-dependent protein kinase complex; nucleus.
UUAAAAUUGACCGCCACCCGUGAGCAAAUCGUUCGCUCGAUCUCGCUCUGUCGAUCGAGUACGGUAGUGGAAGCCAUUUUAUUCUUGUGAAUGUGACAAAAAAUAUUUUUGGAUUACCACGACUUUAUUUUUAUCGUGUCAAUGUGUGCCUACAAAAAGUGUCUUUUGUGACGUGCAUACGUGCUUUAAAAGUUAUAAUGUUCGUCUUUAAAAUCGGUUUGUGUUGACCUGCCCGUUUCUUCGCGGACUUCAGGCAGGCAUCGAUUAGUACAGAAGGCAGCCUGUAACGGCAAACAGAGGCACUGGAAUAGUUGUGUGCGCCAUGGGCAAUAAUGCUGCCACCGCCAACAAAAAGGUGGAUGCCGCCGAAAGCGUCAAGGAAUUUCUUGACCAGGCCAAGGAAGACUUCGAGGAGAAAUGGAAGAAAAAUCCGACAAAUACCGCCGGAUUGAAUGACUUUGAACGAAUAAAAACGCUCGGAACUGGUUCAUUUGGGCGUGUUAUGAUAGUGCAACAUAAGCCGACAAAAGAGUAUUAUGCUAUGAAAAUAUUAGAUAAGCAAAAAGUUGUUAAGUUGAAACAAGUAGAGCAUACCUUAAAUGAAAAACGAAUUUUACAGGCUAUUAAUUUCCCAUUCCUUGUAAGCCUUAAGUUUCAUUUCAAGGACAAUUCUAAUUUGUACAUGGUGCUGGAAUAUGUUCCUGGUGGCGAAAUGUUUUCCCAUCUCCGCAAGGUUGGCCGAUUUUCAGAGCCACACUCGCGAUUUUACGCCGCUCAGAUAGUCCUCGCUUUUGAAUACCUUCACUACUUGGACCUUAUCUAUCGAGACCUUAAACCUGAAAAUCUUUUGAUCGACUCGCAAGGCUAUCUUAAAGUAACCGACUUCGGUUUCGCGAAGCGAGUCAAGGGGCGCACGUGGACGCUUUGCGGAACACCUGAGUACCUGGCACCAGAAAUCAUCCUGUCAAAAGGAUACAAUAAAGCUGUAGACUGGUGGGCGCUGGGAGUCCUCGUCUACGAGAUGGCGGCUGGAUAUCCGCCUUUCUUCGCCGAUCAACCGAUACAAAUUUACGAGAAAAUCGUGUCGGGUAAAGUGCGCUUCCCAUCGCACUUCGGCUCCGACUUGAAGGACCUUCUGCGUAAUCUCCUGCAGGUAGAUUUGACGAAACGUUAUGGAAACCUAAAGGCGGGAGUGAAUGACAUUAAAGGACACAAAUGGUUUGCUAGUACUGACUGGAUUGCCGUGUUCCAAAAGAAGAUCGAAGCACCCUUCAUCCCCCGCUGCAAAGGUCCGGGUGAUACAAGUAACUUCGAUGACUAUGAGGAGGAGGCCUUGCGUAUUUCAUCUACGGAGAAAUGUGCGAAGGAGUUUGCAGAGUUCUGA